GUUACAAAGAAGUCUGAAUAAUUAAUGUUUUUUUCAAUUAGUGACAAAAUUUAUUUGUUUACCGUUGAAAAAGAAUUCGACGGAAUUGAAAUAGAAAAGAAAAAGAAAGAUUAAUUUUAUCCGUGUUCAUUGUGCUUGCUGGGAAAGACAAUAUCCGUAAUAUAUAUUUCAUGUAAAAAAAAAAUACUGUGAUUGGUGUGUCAAAUUGUGCUAUAUACUAAAUUCGGUAGUGAAGUUAAUUAUAUCGUGCGAAUAUAAGUAUUGUGUGUAUUUUUUUUUAUUGAUGAACGAAUGGAAUUUCAUUCCGUAUAUAAGCACUUGAUAGAAAAUUUGUAUCGUCUAAACGAUUCAUUAGUGACUGAAAAAUUUAUAUUUCGGUCGUGCGAGAGGAAGACAAUGGUUUUCAAACGGAUUCUCCAAAUGUUCUCGAUAUUUUAUUACAAACGCAUGCGUCGUAGUGAGGACGUGAAGUCUUCGGAUUCUGGACCAGCAGAUUUUGAACGUGCGAUAUGCUCAUCAGGUUAUGGAAAAUUCAAUUAUUUAUUACUGCUGGCUGUACUGCCGGCCAGUUGUGCCAGCAUAUUUUCAUCUUCGUCGACAGCCUAUGUUCUACCAUCAGCCGAAUGUGAUCUUGAACUCACCAUGUUUGACAAGGGCCUGCUCAAUUCCAUGUCCUUUGCAGGUAUGAUCAGUACUAACUUUCUAUGGGGAUUCAUGGCCGAUACGUUUGGACGCAAAAGAAUAAUGUUUUACGGAUAUAUGCUCACCGGUUUUGUCACAUUGGCUACAUGUUUCUCGCACACAUCUUGGCUAUUAAUACUUAUCAAAUUUUUCGAAGGAUCGAUCAUAUCUGGUCCUUAUGCAGCGUUGAUGUCUUAUCUGGCGGAAGUACACGAUGAGAAUCAUCGUUCACGUACUUACAUGUGGUUGGGUGUUUUUUUCUCACUUGGAAACAUUUCCUUGCCGUGUAUAGCGUGGCUAAUUAUACCACAAAAAUGGAAUUGGAGUCUCUUAAAUGGCUUAAUUGAAAUCAAAUCCUGGAGAGUCUUUUUGGCAAUUUGUUCUUUUCCAGCUUUUUUGGCAUGUAUAACAAUCUUUUUUUUUCCUGAAAGUCCACGAUUUCUUCUAUUGAAAGGUCGUCGUGAAGAAGCUCUCGCAAUCUUUCAGAAAAUAUAUUCAGUCAACACUGGAAAGCCAGCAGAUACUUAUCUGAUAAAGGACUUAGAGGACGAAUACUCCAUAAAAUUACCGGGUGAUAAAUGGAAAGAGAAAAUACUAUCAUCUUGGGAACAAAUCAAGCCAUUAUUUUUACCUCCAAACGUGUUUAAUCUCGUAGUUGUAUCUUUGAUUCAACUUGGAGCAACGAUAGGAUCGAAUUCUUUGAGAUUAUGGAUGCCACAAUUAUUUUCUCUGAUAGAAAGUUACAAAGUCAAUCACGUACUAAAAGAUCAAAUGGGUUCUCAACCAUCCUUCUGUUACAUGUUGAAUAGUCCAGAAAAGAGUAAUGAUAAUGUUACAGUAAUUGUGAACUCUACUGCCGAGGCCGUCGUCGCGUGCGUUUCGACAGAACUAAAUUCGACAGUCUUCGUUAAUUCUAUAGUCAUCGCUCUUACUGGUGUCAUUGGCUACACUUUGGCUGGCACGUUGAUAACUGUCGUUGGGAAGAAAAAAUUAAUGGCAAUAUGUUUCCUCGUGGCAGCGUCUUGUUGCGGAUCUCUUUAUUGGGCGAAUGAUACAAAUGGAAUAUUGGGAUUAUCAUCUGUAUUUGUAGCAAUGUCAAGUAUCGGUGGGGCCACAGUAGUUAAUAUCAUCGUCGACAAUUUUCCAACUUGUCUUAGAACAAUGGCAGUUACUACAGCCAUGACGAUGGGAAGAUGUGGUGCAGUGAUUGGCAAUCUUUUGUUCCCAGUUCUAUUUGGACUGUCUUGUUUAGGACCAUUCAUUAUGAUUGGUUCGGCUUGUUUGUUCGCUGCUGCAUUGGUCAUCCUAUUACCUCGAAAACCUUCGACAAACAAAAAACCAAAGGAAAUCGUUUAAAAUUUAUAAGAGUAAUUUUCAAUCUCGUAUUAUCUAAUCGAUCGAUUGCACAAUCUACAAUGGAUAAAUAUAUUUAUGUAAAUAUAUAUUAGGCAUAAAAUCAACUUUUUUUUCGCAGACAAGGUCGACAUUAUCGAUCACUUGUCUUUACUUUCAUUAUGUAAAUACGUACACUCAUCUUAAUCAGCCGCUAAGUAAACUCUUUAUUCAGUCCUACCUAUUCUUAGGUGAAUGUAUUCUUGUGUAGAAGAUUAUAAUAUAUGUAUUAGUGUACAUGUAUAUAUAGGUAUAUAAAAAUAUUAUAAGUAUAUACUAAUAUGUAAUAAGUAUAAUAAUAAUAUUAUACGUAUUAAAAAUGUAUACGAAACGUGUAUACAUAUAUAGGUGAAUAUUUAAGCAUUUAAGAAUAGUUUCUUUUUUUUUUCUUUUUUUUUCUUUUUUUUUUUUUUUUUUUUUUAAUGGAAUCUCAAAUUGCGCCGUUAAUAUAAUUAUUUAUAAAGAAUGUAAUCUUUAUUAUAUCGAUGGUCGCGUGACAAAUAUGAAUUUUUCUUAAACAUUAUAAUAGAAAGUAUCGAUGGUGUAAGAUAUAAUGUAUCUCUAUAAUCUAGAACAAAAAAAAGAAGAAAGAAAAUAAUGAAAAAAAACAAUGAGCAUAAAAGAAAAUAGGAUAAUAUAUUUUAUUAUUGUUCAAAUAUUAUCCAAUAAUCCAUGUAAUAAUGCGAAUCAAUCAUUGUAUACGAA
This is a messenger RNA of Vespa crabro (European hornet), 2778 nucleotides long. RefSeq names its product synaptic vesicle glycoprotein 2B-like. Lineage: Eukaryota; Metazoa; Arthropoda; Insecta; Hymenoptera; Vespidae. The transcript is spliced from 13 exons. Gene Ontology annotation, biological process: transmembrane transport. Gene Ontology annotation, molecular function: transmembrane transporter activity. The record is from RefSeq and is a predicted model, not a curated record. The coding region runs from base 292 to 2037 and encodes 581 amino acids.